Molecule: messenger RNA, 1638 nt
Organism: Brassica napus (rape)
Lineage: Eukaryota; Viridiplantae; Streptophyta; Magnoliopsida; Brassicales; Brassicaceae
Product: phosphatidylinositol:ceramide inositolphosphotransferase 1
Exons: 12
Coding region: 210-1136 (308 amino acids)
Biological process (GO): ceramide biosynthetic process
Cellular component (GO): endoplasmic reticulum membrane; Golgi membrane; trans-Golgi network
Molecular function (GO): ceramide cholinephosphotransferase activity; inositol phosphoceramide synthase activity; sphingomyelin synthase activity
Source: RefSeq, a predicted model, not a curated record
UCCGAUCAAAGGUUUGAGUCAAAAGCGACCUUUACCCCGACUUGGUUUCGGAGAAUUCACCACCUCUUCUUCUUCCCCGGUUAAAAGCUCUCUCUGUUCCAUAAAUAAAUUUGAAAAUUGUGGAAUUUGUUUGAUGAUGUUGAUCCAAACUAUUGGGGUAUGUUUGGAGUAGUAUGGAAGUGGAAGAACAUCAAUAAUAAAUAAAAAGAAUGACGCUUUACAUUCGCCGCGAAGCUUCUAAGCUAUGGAAGAGAGUUUGUUCGGAAAUAGCGACGGAGAUUGGUCUUCUCGCCGACAACUGGAAAUACCUUCUUGCUGGUCUUCUCUGUCAGUAUAUUCACGGUUUAGCUGCUAGGGGAGUUCAUUAUAUUCAUCGGCCAGGACCUACGCUUCAAGAUCUUGGAUACAUUCUUCUUCCGGAGCUUGGUCAAGAUAAAAGCUACAUAAGUGAAACUGUCUUCACUUGUGUUUUUCUUUCGUUUGUCCUGUGGACUUUCCAUCCUUUCAUCAUAAAAAGCAAGAAGAUAUACACUGUGUUGAUAUGGUGCAGGGUUCUCGCCUUCUUAGUUGCUUGUCAGUUUCUCCGAGUCAUAACGUUCUAUUCCACUCAGCUCCCUGGCCCUAACUAUCACUGUCGAGAGGGUUCUGAGCUAGCUAGGUUGCCACGGCCACAUAGCGUUCUUGAAGUUCUCUUGCUUAACUUUCCUCGUGGGGUGAUAUACGGAUGUGGAGAUUUGAUUUUCUCAUCGCAUAUGAUAUUCACACUUGUCUUUGUCCUCACUUACCAGAAGUACGGUUCUAAAAGGUUCAUAAAGCUGUUAGGUUGGGUCAUUGCCAUCUUGCAGAGCCUCUUGAUUAUCGCGUCACGCAAACAUUACACAGUCGAUGUUGUCGUUGCUUGGUAUACAGUGAACUUGGUUGUGUUCUUCCUCGACAAGAAACUACCAGAGUUGCCUGAUAGGACAACUGUGUUGCUUCCUGUAAGCUCUAAAGACAGAACUAAAGAAGAGAAUCACAAACUCUUGAACGGGAACGGUGUUGAUCCUGCAGAUAGGAUCCUUUUGGUUUCUCAGAGACCGAGGGCUCAAGUGAAUGGCAAUGGAGGUCACACCGAUAACGCUACCAAUGGCGCAUGAGAACUCGAAGGAAAAGCUAUAUGCCCAUGAGACUUUGGAGAUCAAUAUAAUGGGGCUGAAGCUUAACAACAGAAACAUAUGCGGUGAAAUAUAGGAAACAAAUAAAAUGAAAAUGUUGUUACUACUAUGAAGACGGAACGUGGCAUGUGCUGUCGGUAAGGAAUGUGGUCAAAGGCACAUCCCAUGUGGGCUCACAUGUUUUACAUCUUCUCAGGACACAACUUUGUCACCAAUCUCUGUCUUUUUUUUUCUUUCCCUUUCACAUUUUCGGUGCUCAUUGCACUCACAAAUCUGUAAGAUAUAUACAAUACAUAUAUACUAGUCUAAUGUAGCAUAUGUACAUAAGAGUCUUGACCAUGUUCUUAUAUGGAUGACAUGAAUUGGAAGAGAUCGCUAAUUGAUGUAAACACAGCAUGCUAGAUUUAAUUUUUGUUUAUUUUUUUGUUUUUUGACAUGCUAGAUUUGUUGUUUCGUAUAGAUUAAUUGAAAAGGUUAUGCCUUA